UUGGUGAUUCAUUGUGCGCGUUUGGUACCAUGCUUUUUGUUUGAUUUCUGAGCUAAAGUUUGCUGCAAGCUUUACGCUGGCUAAAGUACGAGUCUCACUUCAUAUAGAUGUCUAAUGCUUUGCUAUGGCUGUCAGUGCUCAGACUUUCGGGUUAAACGUGACUUCUUUAUUUUUCGUUACAUGACGCCUCAGCGGUAAAGCGCCGUUCGGCAUAUUAUGCCAUAGUAUAGCACACAGUAGAAAAUGUCGCACCCGAACAAUUCAAAGAUCAGGCAAGGGAGAACCUGAAAUGUUGUCAUCUUGCAUGAAAGUUAAGGAACGAAAAUUAUCGGAUGCGUAGGAUGAAAGGUGGAUUUAACAACUCAAUUGGAGAUGAGAAAAGCAAAAAAAAAAGACGGAACAACGUUGAUGAUAACCCGUCGCUGUAAUAGUGGGCAUGAUAUCUAAAGCGUCAGCAGGUGGCCCUAUGGUGUGCAUCACACAUCCUAAAGCUCCGGCGUAAAAUGUGGCACUUCUUGCGCACCCACGUCCUCUCGUUUAAGCACAAGUCUAGUUGUGCGCGGGAGUAGUAAAAUUACUUUUAAAUAAAGUACUCUCUUCUCACAGCGGGCAAAAAGUACCUCUGACCUUUGUGCAGUUGCUGAACCUCAGCGUGGCCGGAAUCCAGCCAAGCCUCGUAGCUAUGCACAUGCGCAUGGACCGAGAGGCGCUAUUGUCGGUCAUGUUAAAUGAGACGCGCUUUGUGACCAUCAUGCGACGGCCGGUCGACUUAUUUCGCUCGCUGUACGACUACUAUGCCCUCCAGCGCCACUUCGGCGACGAGCCGCUCGAGGAGUUUGUCUUCAACGACGACCACGUGCGUGCCCUGCAAGAGACGCGCUUCGCCGGUAAUCUCGGCUUCAACCAGAUGGCCUUCGAUCUGGGCAUGCACCCGGCACAUUUCGACGACCACGACAAGGUAGAAGAGCUCAUUUCCACAGUCCAGUCUACCUUCGACGUUGUGAUGGUUGCCGAGCGGUUCACCGAGUCUCUCGUGUUGCUGCGCAAGAAGCUGUGCCUACCAAGCCUACGCAGUGUCGUAGUGUUUAGGAAGAACGCACUGCAGAACCGCACUACCCUGACCCCACGGGUGGCGGCCCGACUCGCGCAGCUGAAUGCAGCCGACACACGCAUAUACGAGCACUUCGCUCGCCGUCUGCAAAGUCAGCUGCACGCCCUUGGCGACCAGAGCGUCGCCUCAGAGGUGGCCCGCAUUGAGGCCACCACACGGCACUGGCUCGAGCGCUGCGUCGAGUCCACAACCACUGGCCGCCGCGUCGUGGCGCACAGGCUGCGUGAAGGCAUGGACUACGACGCAACCUGUCACCGCUUGGCUCUCUCCGAGAUCGAGUUUACAAAGGAGCUGCGCUGGGCGCAGACACGCCUAGCGAGACAGAGAACUGGCUUCUUCUACCACUGACAGUAUCUGCUUACGAUGUUCCACUUUUGAACAUGAUGUAUAACUUACUUUUCGCCACACACUUGUUUUAAUUCUGUUUUGUCUUC
This is a messenger RNA of Dermacentor andersoni, 1545 nucleotides long. Its product is annotated as galactose-3-O-sulfotransferase 2-like. The record is from RefSeq and is a predicted model, not a curated record. Gene Ontology annotation, biological process: glycolipid biosynthetic process. Lineage: Eukaryota; Metazoa; Arthropoda; Arachnida; Ixodida; Ixodidae. Gene Ontology annotation, cellular component: membrane. Gene Ontology annotation, molecular function: galactosylceramide sulfotransferase activity.